Molecule: messenger RNA, 2661 nt
Organism: Aspergillus ochraceoroseus IBT 24754
Lineage: Eukaryota; Fungi; Ascomycota; Eurotiomycetes; Eurotiales; Aspergillaceae
Product: C6 transcription factor RegA
Exons: 3
Coding region: 1-2661 (886 amino acids)
Biological process (GO): DNA-templated transcription; regulation of DNA-templated transcription
Molecular function (GO): DNA binding; DNA-binding transcription factor activity, RNA polymerase II-specific; zinc ion binding
Source: RefSeq, a predicted model, not a curated record
AUGGUCACUCGCCAUCCCCGCACUCCAAGUUCAUCAUCCGGAAGCCGGCCAUCCAACCGCAACCUGUAUCAGUGCGGGAAAUGCUCGCAAUCCUAUACUCGUCUUGAUCAUCUUGCUCGUCACGUCCGAUCCCACACUCAAGAGAAACCUUACCAAUGUACUGUCUGUGAGAAACGAUUCGGUAGAAUUGACCUUCUUAGCCGGCACUCUGCCCUCCAUAGUACAGACGGUGACCAGGCAUCGAAGAGGCGUCGUCGAAACGGCAAUAAUCCGAAUCCAGUUGUACGCGCUUCUCAGGCAUGCAGUGCAUGCGCUGAGCAUCACCUUCGAUGCGACGAACAAAAACCAUGUGGACGAUGUCGACGCAGGAAGAUUCCUUGCAUGCUUCCUAUCAAACCUGGAGACACUUCCGAUAAUAUGUCCACGAACUCGCCCCAGGAGCCCGGUUCAGCGGCCAGCAAUCUUCUCCCCGAAGCUGAUGCGAGUGUAUGUCUAGAUCUGAGCCAGGGUCUUGUGCCACUUGAGACACAUCAGGCCUUCAUCGACCCCCAACUAGCAGCUCAACCCUGGCCCCAGGAAUCAGCAAAUUCGGUCUUGGAAGAUGUGAAUGGCGAUAUGUCUUCCGUUCUCUCACAGGACUUUUCGAACUUCACUACCCAGAACAGCAGAAGAGACCUUUUCGCCGCUCCGCUCCCCGAUAUCGCGAGUGGCACAAGGACACCUAGGGGACUGAUCACAUUCGGGUUGGAAACAAACCUCGACUUAAGCAUUGUCGACCUUCACUUCCUAGAGUCUUACAACAGCCGGAUACCUUUUGAAUUUGAUGAUCAAACCGCACCACUCUCGUUACCCGACUCUGCACAAGGGGAUCAGGAUGCAGAACCAAGCCGUGAUACACGGGAUACGAAGGAAGUUCGCUCAAUACAGCGCGUGAAAUGGCGGUUUGUGCCCGCUCCCCAGGAUCAUGGCUAUCAGGAGCAUGACAAUCUUUUGCUACCUGCCCAGACGAAUCUAUCCUCAACGCCACAAAGUCUAGUCGAGGUCACCAGCAAGUCAACGACAGAAUGUCUUGAUCUAUCAUCUCGCGACAGGAUCCUCAGCAUUGUUCUCAGUCAAAUUAAGCACCCUAUCUCUGCGGCAGUCCACUCGUUUCCUUCUGCAGAAUUCCUCGAUAGUCUCAUACGCUACUACUUGACUGUUCCGUUUUCUACGGCUGGCACAUGGAUUCAUCGAGCAGGGUUUAGGCCCAAGAAAACAUGCCCAGAGCUCCUUCUAUCCAUGGCGGCCGCUGGUGCCGUGCUAACGCCAGACGCCUCGCUCCGCAAGCUUGGGUUUGCUAUGCAGGAGGUUGUCCGUCUUCAAUUACCGGAUGUAUUUGAGGCAAAUAACACCAAGAUAUACAACCUUGAGCUGCUGCAGGCUUAUCUCAUGUACCUGGAGGUUGGCCUAUGGAGCGGGAAUAACAGGAAAAUUGAACUGUCAGAAGGUUUUCGACAACCAUUGAUCACGAUGGUGCGCCGGAGAGGGAUGUUCCACCACUCUGCCUAUUGUGCGAUCUUAGUCCAACCGGACGAUACUGGUGACAAACUCUACGAGAAAUGGCGGGCCUGGAUAAGACAAGAGUCCUACAAGCGACUUGCAUAUCAUCUUUUCCGCCUAGAUGCAGAGUUAUCCAUGGCGCUUCUUACAUGUCCCAUAAUUUCAUACGCCGAGUUUUGCAUUCCCCUCCCCGCCCCAUCCCAGCUUUGGGCUGCAGACUCCGCUCCCAAGUGGAAGGAGCUGUACUGCGAGCUUUACGCCCCUGGCGCUACACGCAUUCCGGCCCUGACGGAGUGCGUUGCUAAUCUAGACCUGCUGGAGAGCAGCAGGCGGGUGGCCGAUAUUAGCCUCUCUUGCUCUGCUGUUGCCCACGCGUUAUGGGGACUGGUGUGGGAAUACCGUCAGCUAAGCAGCCUUCUCGGAACCCAGUCUCGAUAUUGGGACCCUGGUCUUCUGAUGAUGACCCGCUCCCAGCAGCUGACGAAGAUGCUGGACUAUCUUCGUAUGGAAUACAAGGACGAAAGCAAUGUCAGUUUGAAUUUCAUCCUGAUGCACAUGCACAUGUCUCUCGAAGAAAUACAAACGCUUGCCACCUCGGAAGACCCUAACUGCGCAUGUGAAGACCAACCAGCCCUUAGGGAUUGGUGCAGAAGCAAGGAAGCCCGACUAGCCGUAUGGCACGCAGGUCAAGUUGUUCGCGAGCUUGAACUACUUCCCCUGCAGAGUCUAAGGGACUUCGUGGCCAUUGCCCUUUAUCAUGCCAGCUUAACGUUGUGGGCUUACGGCAUUGUGUCGAGUCAGACUAAGACAAAUGAGACCCCUCAAACCGACCUAGAGAGUAUGCAGCCUUCACCAAUACUACAAGUUCCGCGGAAAGUAUGGCUUGAUGGCGAUGAAGCCAUCGACGUGCAACGAUAUAUUUCCUUUGAUCGCGGCAUCCCAGUUCUCCAUGGGAUUCUCCCCGAAGAACCUCCGGUUUCUCUCAGAAAUUCGCGGGCAGUAUUAGAUCUGAUGGUUCGUUUAUUGGAACAGAAUCACAAUCCUGAAUCCCAGACCCAGCCUCCCCCUCUGGCUGCCAACCUCAUUCUUAUCCUCGGCAAGCUACGUGAUGUGAGCAAGUGA